CUCCUCCUCCUCCUCCUCCUCCUCCACUGUCUUCACAACUGGAUUUUCUAGCUACGAUGUAUUCCUGAACUUCAGGGGUGAAGAUACUCGCAAUAACUUCACUUCCUUCCUUAACUUAGUUAUGAAAGUCAGAGGAAUCGAUGUGUUUAUUGAUAGUGAAAGGUUGUGGACUGGAGAAGCCAUUGGCCCAACUUUGCUUAGAGCAAUUGAGGGCUCCAAAAUCUCAAUCCCUGUCUUUUCUAAAGGUUAUGCACACAGCAAAUGGUGCCUGAUAGAACUUGCUCAGAUCCAUCAAUGCUACAUAUCCAAUGGUCAAGUGGUCUUGCCCAUUUUCUUAGAUGUUGAGCCAACAGAUGUUCGAAAUCAGACUGGAAGUUUUGAAGAAGCAUUUCGGGAGCAUGAGAAGAAUUUUGAUCCCCAAAUCGUAGAGAGUUGGAAGAAAGCUUUGAGAGAAAUAGGAAGUUUGAAAGGAGAAGUUAUUGACAAAAAUAAGAAUCAAGCAGAGAUAGUUGAAUUAGUUGUCAAAAGGGUUUUGGAUGUACUGGUCAGUAGCACAACCUUGGCUGAAUGUAAAUAUCCUAUUGGUAUAGAUUCUCGUGUACAAUGUCUCUUAUCUUUAUUAAGUAUCGAUUCCAAUGAUGUUCAAUUCAUAGGAAUAUGUGGUUAUAGUGGCAUUGGGAAGACAACCAUUGUUGAGGCUGUCUAUAAUCGCAUCCUUUCAACCUUCAAUAGGUAUAGUUUUAUAUUAGAUGUUAGCAAACAAGCAAUGCAAUGUAUGGGUCUUGUGUCUUUGCAAAAACGACUUCUUAAAGAUAUCUUCAAAAUAGACUCUGACAUUGGUCAUUUAGGUCAAGGGAAAAAUUUGAUAAAACACUGACUUUGCAAAGAAAAAGUUGUUCUUGUUCUUGAUGAUGUAGAUAGUAAAGAACAGGUAGAUGCUUUGGCCAGUGAACUCAAUUGGUUUGGUCCAGGAAGUAGGGUGAUAAUAACAACCAGAGAUGAACACAUCUUGAAUGUGGCUAAAGUUGAAAAAGAUAAAAUCUAUUGGCCUAAAGAGCUGGACCAUGAGGAAUCUCUUCAACUAUUUAGUUUACACGCCUUUUCAAUGGAUAAACCUCCUCAAGAUUAUAUACAACUGUCACAUGAUGUGGUACGCUAUUCGGAAGGGUCGCCUUCAACUCUAGAGGUGCUGGGGUCUUACCUAUCCAACAUAAGCAACAAAGAAGAAUGGAAAAAAGUACAUUGCGAAAAUUGAAAACAGGUAAAGCUUCUAUCUCCAGGCUUGCAUCUCUACGCAGACAGAGAAAGAAAACAUGUCAUUCCCCUAGUUGGAGCCCACUACUUCCUCAUGAAACCAUUGGAAACAUCAACACUUUUGCUAGGGUAUCUAAAUUACUAGGAGGAUUUUUGGAUCCAAAUGCCUCCACAACUUCUGAUAGAGUUGGUAAGUGGUUCAGAAUAAAACAAAUCCGAGCUGCAACAACGAAUUUUGAUGAAUCAUUGGUGAUUGGAGUUGGUAGCUUUGGCAUAGUUUACAAGGGUGUAAUCGAUGACCUCACUCUAGUAGCAUUCAAGCGUGCCAAUAUGUUAUCUAGAUCUGAACGAGGCCUGGCAGAAUUUGAGAAUGAGAUUAAGAUGCUAUCAAAGCUCAGGCAUAGACAUGUUGUUUCCAUGAUUGGGUUCUGCAAGGAAGAGAAUGAGAAGAUUUUGGUUUAUGAGUAUAUGGCAAAUGGGACUCUCAGGAAUCAUCUCUUUGGGAGUAAUCUCCCACCAUUGACAUGGAAGCAGAGACUAGAGAUAUGCAUAGGUACUGCAAGUGGGCUCGAUUACCUCCACACAUGGGCAGAGCUUGGUAUACUCCAUAGGGAUGUUAAGAGAUCCAACAUACUAUUGGAUGAGAAUUUUGUAGCAAAGAUUGCUGAUUUUGGAGUAUCAAAAACAGUUCAUUCAUUAGGUCAUGACCAGGUUAGUAAAAUGAUAAAGGGAACCUAUGGAUAUAUGGCUCCAGAAAACAUGCGAUGUGGGGAAUUGACUAAAAAAUGUGAUGUUUACUCUUUUGGGGUAAUACUGCUUGAGGUUGUUUGCGCGCGACCAAAUUUUGAUGGACGCUUGCCAGAAGAUGAGGUCAACCUUAAAGAAUGGGCACUCCGGUGGCAAAGACAGGGAUCACUUGAAUUCAUUGUGGACCAACGGCUUGAAGGGAAUUACUGUCCAAAAUCAUUGAAGAAAUUUGUGGAGAUUGCAGAGAAAUGCGUUGCUGAUGAGGGUAAGAAUCGACCCACAAUGGGGGAAGUAUUGCAGGAUUUGAAGUAUGUCUUGCAGCUGCAUGAAGCUUGGUUAAGAAACAAUGCUGGAAAAAAAUCGACUACUUCCUCAUCGGUUGGUACAAUUCGGUUUAAUGAUUCAAGAAUAGGAAUCGAGUUGGACUUGGUUAGAUAUGAUAUUUCCAUUGAGGAAGAAUAUUCCUCCACAUGCUUCUCAUUGGUUGAUACAGUUAACUGUGAUGAGUUCCCUGAUCUAGUUAAUGAACCUCAAGGUCGGUGA
Messenger RNA from Telopea speciosissima, 2544 nucleotides. Its product is annotated as probable receptor-like protein kinase At1g30570. Lineage: Eukaryota; Viridiplantae; Streptophyta; Magnoliopsida; Proteales; Proteaceae. The coding region runs from base 1228 to 2544 and encodes 438 amino acids. The transcript has 4 exons. Gene Ontology annotation, cellular component: plasma membrane; plasmodesma. Gene Ontology annotation, biological process: protein autophosphorylation. The record is from RefSeq and is a predicted model, not a curated record. Gene Ontology annotation, molecular function: transmembrane receptor protein tyrosine kinase activity; ATP binding.